AUGCGAUUCUUCCACCGAUCUCGGUUUCAGCGUCCAAUCCUAUCCUUGCUCUCGUCAUCACCACCACCAUCUUUGUAUUCGUCAGGGCAUCUGUUAUCCAUCAUGAGAUCAGUCAGCCUUCUCCGUGCCUCGUCCAAGGCCGUCAACGCCACCGGCUUUGCACGAUGCCUAUCCACCUCCACCACCGCUAGGCUUGCACAGCCUGCUGCCGCUGGUUCCGCCGGUGCAGCCCAGGCGCAGCUCAGCCAGCUCGCUCUCUCGCGAGCCAAGGAUGUCGAGUCCAAAUGGCAGGGAACCUCCAUGCUCGGCGGCACCACCAAGAACUACAUUGACGGCAAGUUUGUCGAAGCUUCCACAUCCUCGUGGCUCGACGUCAACGAUCCUUCCACCCAGGCUCUUCUUUCCAAGGUACCGCUCACCACAAAGUCCGAGUUCGAUGCCGCCGUCGCCAACGCCGAGGCUGCCUUCCCCGACUGGAGGGACACCAGCCUGCUGAGCCGACAGCAGGUCAUGUUCAAGCUGCAAGCCCUGCUUCGUGACCACAUGGACGACAUUGCCAACGCCAUCGUGCUCGAGCAGGGCAAGACGUUUGCUGAUGCCAAAGGUGACGUGCUUCGUGGACUUCAGGUCGUCGAGGUCGCCUGCGGUAUCACGAGCACCUUGAUGGAGGAGCGGAUCGAGGUUUCCAAGGAUAUGGACACCUACGCCCGUCGUGAACCUCUUGGUGUCACUGCAGCCAUUGCUCCGUUCAACUUCCCCGCUAUGAUCCCGCUCUGGUCCAUCCCCAUGGCCACCGUUACGGGCAACACGCUCGUGCUGAAGCCUUCCGAGCGCGUGCCUGGUGCAUCGAUGAUCAUCGCCGAGCUCUGCGAGCGAGCUGGUAUGCCCAAGGGUGUGCUCAACGUCGUCAACGGUGCCGUCGACAUUGUCAAUGGCAUCUGCGACGACCCUCGCAUCAAGGCCAUCUCCUUUGUCGGCUCUGACAAGGCCGGUGCGCACAUCUACAACCGCGGUACCGCCAACGGAAAGCGCGUCCAGGCCAACUUGGGUGCCAAGAACCACGCCAUUCUCAUGCCGGAUGCCAACAAGAACUUUGCGCUCAACUCGCUCGCCGGUGCUGCGUUUGGUGCUGCUGGUCAACGAUGCAUGGCUCUCUCGGUGGUAGUUGUUGUGGGAGAGGCUCAGUCGUGGGUGCCUGAGCUGGUGGAGCGUGCCAAACAGCUCAAGGUAUCUGGUGGGUUUGAGGAGGGUGCUGAUCUGGGUCCGCUCAUCUCUCCUCAGGCACGCGAACGUGUCCGCUCGCUCACCGGUAGCGUCGAGCAGGAAGGCGGCAAGAUCCUCCUCGACGGUCGCGACUUUUCCUGCCCCGAGUACCCGAACGGAAACUUUGUCGGUCCGUCCAUCGUCGAAGCCGGUCCAGGAAUGAAGGCUUACGACCAGGAGAUCUUUGGUCCCACGCUCGUCGUCGUCAAAGCAGAUACUCUCGAUCAAGCCGUCGACUACAUCAACAAGAACAAGUACGGAAACGGUGCCGCCAUCUUCACCACCAACGGUGCCACGGCGAGGAAGUUUGAAAAGACCGUCAAUGCAGGCCAGCUGGGUGUCAACGUGCCGGUGCCCGUGCCGCUGCCGAUGUUCGCGUGGAGCGGAAACAAGGGCAGCGUGAUGGGCGAUAUCGGGUUUUAUGGAAAGUCGGCGUUGAACUUUUACACGAGCUUCAAGACGAGCACCAGCUUGUGGAGGAGCGACGAUGCGCAGCUGAGCGAGAGGGCUAGUGUCAAUAUGCCUACCAUGUCGUAG
Molecule: messenger RNA, 1800 nt
Organism: Pseudozyma hubeiensis SY62
Lineage: Eukaryota; Fungi; Basidiomycota; Ustilaginomycetes; Ustilaginales; Ustilaginaceae
Exons: 1
Coding region: 1-1800 (599 amino acids)
Biological process (GO): L-valine catabolic process; thymine catabolic process
Cellular component (GO): mitochondrion
Molecular function (GO): methylmalonate-semialdehyde dehydrogenase (acylating, NAD+) activity; malonate-semialdehyde dehydrogenase (acetylating, [NAD(P)+]) activity
Source: RefSeq, a predicted model, not a curated record